AUGACGGGUGGUGAUGUAAACACCGUUGCGACGGUCUAUGGCGCGAUACUCCUGGGCACAUGCAUUGGAUGCGGCCUCACCGGAAUUGUGUUCGUGCAAAGCGUUCUGUAUUUCAAAUUUUACCCUUCCGAUGCUAUUGGGAAUAAACUGCUGGUGAGUUAUAUGUUGUUCUCUAAGAUUAUUUCUUACCCGAAACUCGAGGUCUUGGCCGUCUGGGGAUUGGACUUGAUGCACACAAUUCUGAUCAUGAUCUCCGUCUGGGAAUCUGUGAUCGUGAAUUUCAACAAGCCAGAACUGAUGGACCUCAUUCCAAAGGCCUUAGGUCUUUCUGUAGCCAUAACUGCCGCAGUCACUUUCCUCGUUCACUGUUUCUUCGCGAACAGAGUCCGUAAAUUGACAAAGAAGUGGUAUUAUGCUGCUCCUCUUGUGGUCUUGGCAUUUAUGCGUCUCCUUGCUGCAUGUGUCUCGACAACCGAGAUCAUGAGACUCCGUCACUACUCCCUGUUCAUCAAGCCAUUCCCAUCUUGGGUUUUCACCCUUGGCGUUACCCUCUCUGCGUCUGUGGAAUUUAUCAUAACCAUUGUCAUGGUUAUUUUCCUCGGGCGGAGUCGUACUGGUUUUGCAACCAUGAACCACAUCAUUAACUCGUUGAUCUUGUACACACUCGAGACUGGAACUGCUGUCACAAUUGCAUCGCUUAUCUGCUGGAUGGUUAUGCGGCAUAAUUUGAUCUUCCUUGGAAUGCACUUCGCGAUCGCAAAACUGUAUGCUAACUCCCUCCUUGCCACACUGAACACACGGAAGCGCUUGCGUGAAGACCGUUCCUACUCGAGUCAGCGCGAAGCCGAUGUGUACCCUGCCUCGCUGAACAUCCACAAAUCACGAGUGUCGCAGCAGCGUAUUCUGGGCCCUCUCUCACCGACUAAGGCCACCCAUUUGAACGUCAAUGUAGAGACUACCGUUGUUUCUGUCAUUGACGAGCCAUGCGAUGACUACGAUAUGGCAGAUAUGGGAGAUAUCGAGUCCAAAGGUUGCGAUACCGCAUGUGGAACGGAAAAGGGCAGUUUGAGUAAGGAGUUCUUACCCUGA
Suillus paluster is the source of this 1089-nucleotide messenger RNA. RefSeq lists its product as uncharacterized. The transcript is spliced from 19 exons. Lineage: Eukaryota; Fungi; Basidiomycota; Agaricomycetes; Boletales; Suillaceae. The coding region runs from base 1 to 1089 and encodes 362 amino acids. The record is from RefSeq and is a predicted model, not a curated record.